Messenger RNA from Cottoperca gobio, 3704 nucleotides. Its product is annotated as dapper 1-like. The transcript has 3 exons. The record is from RefSeq and is a predicted model, not a curated record. Gene Ontology annotation, biological process: negative regulation of canonical Wnt signaling pathway. Gene Ontology annotation, cellular component: cytoplasm. Bases 144 to 2207 code for a protein of 687 amino acids. NCBI's taxonomy places the organism in Eukaryota, Metazoa, Chordata, Actinopteri, Perciformes, Bovichtidae.
GCGGUGAGUUCAGCAGCUGAAACCUCCGCCCCUGCUGCUCCACUGUGGGUAUCCAGACAGUAAGAAGAGUGCAUCAAAACUUCAGGGGAUUUAUUUUGCGUCCCAUUGUUGGGAAACAGUGAAGAGUAAAACGGGAGGUGAGGAUGUCUUUACAAAAGCUACCAGGCUCUUUUGGAGUCAUGUUCCCUGCGUACUCUAUGCCCAUGAAAGCGGAGCGCAGUCGGAAUAAGGAGCGGCUGGAGGCCAGCCUGGCCGGCUUGUGUGAGCUGGAGCUACUCAAACAGAGGCAAGAAUGCCGGGUGCUGAGCGCUCUCUGCCUCGGGGACUCUCCGGUUCCCGGGCGUCCGCCUUGGGGAGCCCUACGGUCGGCACGUUGCGCCCUGGACGUACCAAACGCCAACACGUCGGAUGACUAUAGCCUCAGCCUCCAAACUAGCAGUCUCCAGUGUUCGCCCUGUGGUAUGAAGUCAUCUUUAGAACAGCAGGUGGCAGAGCUGAAGGUGAACACUGAGGUCCAAUCAGAAUCCCCUACUGAUCUACAGGAGGACAGCAAAAUCAUUUCAGGAGAGGUCCUUGCAGCCAGGAAAAAUGGAUCUCCUGAAUCAAAUUACCACCCUUUGGUCCCUCGUUCCCUCUCAGCACCUGAGGGGACAGGAGAGACAGAGACGAGAGAGACAUGGCUGUCAGAUCCAACAAGAUGGGUCACGGUUACUGAUGCUUUGGGGGAGAUGAGGGAUGUUGACCCUAGUCAGGAAGAUUAUCAACAAGCACAAAAAGUUGAGACCUAUAUAUUUGGAUUGAUCCAACGCCGAGCUCUACCCACACGCUCCUCAAAGCCCCGCACCAGCCUGGCACAUGAUGCCCGAGCUGUCAAUGUGGUGAGGCAGAGUAGUUUAUGCCGCAAGGAUGAGCAACAUUCACCUAAGCAGGUGUCUGUUAAAGAGAUCACUGCUCCGUCCCAGUGUUCAGAGGGAACUGCUUCACAGGCUUGUCAUUACCUUGAUCAGGAGCCUUACCUAGGGACAGGGUUUACUGAAGAUGUCCCGUACCACCACAAUAAACAGCAAAGUAUCCAGCAUCCACCAGGACUGUAUCACAGGUCAAGGCAGGCCUCAAUGAUUAACACCUCCCGCUCAACAUUGCUGGACUAUCCAUCGUGCAGAGUGCUGCAAACCCACCCAGACUCCAGCAAUAGCGAGCCUGAUUCACCCCAACAUUUCCACAGCUUCCCUUCCCCUCCAACUCUGUCAAAGCCUUAUCAACCACUUUCACCUGAUGAGCAGCUGGUCAAUGCAGAGUAUAUUCCAGCCCAGCCUUGCAGAGCCUCCACCAGAGCUUAUGCCCACCACCAUUCAAACCCCCACAAGGGGUCCGGGGUGCCCAAACCCAAUCGAAGCACAUAUUCUCCAGAAAGAAGCCUUCAUCAUCUGGAGCAGCAGCCCACAGCAUCUCAAAUUCAACCCUCCAGAUCCCGAGGGGGCCCAAAGAAGUGUCGCUCGAAUGAAGAUAGAAAUGGUGUCAGCAGGAAGCCAGGCAAGAAGGCAUGUAGGUCUCAGUCAGAGAACAGCCUGCAAAGGGUUCCAGAACGCAAGUACAGUACAGUAGAGAGGGAUGGUGGAGGAAGUGGAAGCGGUGGAAGGGGAAGCCGCAGUAGUCAAUCCAGGAGCAAGAAACAACAGCAAGGAGGUAGUAGCUGUCGGCGCUGGCAGUCCACCCUGGAACUUAGCCAAGACGAGGCUGACCAGCCACCCAUGCAAGCACCCAUGCAAGGCUCUUCAUCUUCAAACCAAAGGGACCAUUGUGCAAGGCGCACACGCAAAUCUCGCCCUAUACAUGCAUCGCAUGCCUACCCACACCUCCUCCACUCCCACCAUCAUCAGCACAUGGAGUACCAGUUAGAGAGGGACCAAGUACCACCGUGUCAGCCUAGUCAGGACUACCCUCACCCACGUCAGGGUGAGUCUGAGUCCAGCAUGAGCGAGGCUGAUUCUCCAGAUUCCAGCUCUUUGUCCAGUGACUCUGAUGAAAGUGGUGGUCUGGUUUGGCCCCAACAACUGCCCCCUCAACUUUCCCUUCCAUCACCUUCUGCCCAACCUGGGGCAUCUCUGCAGCCCAAGGCCUUUGUCAAGAUUAAGGCCUCACAUGCCCUUAAGAAGAAGAUCCUGCGCUUCCGCACUGGUUCAUUGAAAGUAAUGACCACUGUAUAAAGUGGAAUACUGGCCAGACUGCAAGGCCAUGAACAGCAGAGUGUUACAUUAUAUACAACGAUGCACCACAAACUACAGUGAAUGCAAACAUGAUUGUGUAUUGUGUAGUUGACUAAAUCGAUUCGAUGAUUUUAGAUAAUCCUUAACAAGCAAGGAAGUAAAUGACCAUAUCAGCUGUUGUUUCAAAAAUCAGAUGUAAAAUUGUAUAUGAAUUAUUACAUCUUACUAAAAGACUCAUGUUUUGUCAAAGGGUACCAUAUUUGGCCACAUUGGCCCCCUAAAUAUCCCCACCCAUGGACAUGCACACACCCACUGAUAGAACAUAUCAUAGUCCAUGCUGGCAUUGUCUUUGAGGUCACAGUGAAAUGUAUUUCAUGAUUUAAAUGUCCGGCUAGGCACAGAUUAAUACACCCAGGGGACAUUGGGCCUCAUGCAAGAAUAUUUUCGUAUCCUAAACUCCUGUUACUUCGUGUGGCUUGUUCAUACAACAAUCCAAGUCAGAUUCACCAAACUAGCUUAACCACUCAAAUAAUUUGUUUGAACCUGACAAAUGCCACCUGUUUGUGAGUAGUUAGUAGGUGAUGUUAUGUUAUCAUUAACAUAACCAACACUUUGUUAUGUACAGAUAGCUUUAAAAAGUAUGCCAGGUUGUCAGCCUCCUUUCAAAAGAAGGACCCUUUGUCUCUAAGUUGUCCAUACUGCUUUCUGUCGCAUUUUAAGCAAAUUAUUCAAAACACAGUUACACAUGCACAUUGGAAACAUAUUGUUGAAAAUAUAGUACAAUGCUGAGACAGGCCACAGUUUCCUUAUAUUUAGACUGUGAAAUCCUCUUUUAUUGCUGAAAUGAUGCAUACCUGUUAUUAUUUAAUUAUUAAGUCUGCAAUUAAAUAGAAUGAUAUCUCAAGACAAAAAAACAAAGGUUAGUGCUUCCUACAUGUUUUUCUUCAUAAACAUACAGUUAUUAAAUAUAUUGUGGAUGGAAGUUAAUGUAUCUGUAGGACAUAGGGAGAUGUGACCACCAUGUAAAAUGAGUAGUGAAAGAGUGGAUUGUUAGUACAGUACAAAGUGCUUGCCAGACAUUUUGUCUGGAAUUUGUGGUUGAGACAGUAAAUCUUACUGUAGAAAAAAAUAAUUUGAGCUGAAAAGAAGUAUAUAAAUCUUUGACAUUUAACUGUAGCAGCUUACACAAACCAGCAAGAUACCGCAGUAGCGUCUUUAAAAAGUUUUGGAGAGAUCAAAUGUCUCACACAGUAUUUUUUAAAGACCUUGUUUAAAAUGUUAAGUAGCAAAUUACAGUUUUUAAUGUUUUAAUGUUAAUAAGAGGCUACUUGACUAAUAAUGUGCCUGCCCAAAGAAUGUAUUGUUACAAUGUCACUUUCAGUAUUUGACAGUAUUAUCAUUUAAAGUGCACUAGCCAACUAACUAUUAGCUUCUCUUUGUAUGAAAUUUGUUUGAAAAAAUGUAUUAUAUAAAAUUAAAGUGUUUGUUUUAAUAAUA